Doryrhamphus excisus (bluestripe pipefish) is the source of this 1426-nucleotide messenger RNA. NCBI's taxonomy places the organism in Eukaryota, Metazoa, Chordata, Actinopteri, Syngnathiformes, Syngnathidae. The record is from RefSeq and is a predicted model, not a curated record.
CGCGAGUGACGUCAUGAGCGCCUCGCUGCCCACCAGCCAACAUGGCGGACUUUGAUACCAUUUAUGAGUUAGAAGAUGACGACGACGAACGCGUAGUCAUCGAGGAACACUUGUCCAGAUACUUCCCGGAGCCCGUGGUAAUGCGCGGGGCCGGCCACAUCACAGUGUUCGGUCUGAGCAACCGCUUCGACACAGAGUUCCCCUCCGUCCUCACAGGAAAGGUGGCGCCGGAGGAGUUCCGCACCAGCGUGGGCCGCGUCAACGCCUGCCUGAAGAAGAACCUUCCGGUGAACGUCAAGUGGCUCCUGUGCGGCUGCCUGUGCUGCUGCUGCACGGCCGGCUGCAGCCUGUGGCCCGUCAUCUGCCUCAACAAGCGGACCAGACGCUCCAUUCACAAGCUGCUGGAGUGGGAGAAUAACAGAUUGUACCACAAGCUGGGCCUGCACUGGAAACUGAGCAAAAGAAAAUGUGAGAGCAGCAACAUGAUGGAAUAUGUGAUUCUUAUAGAAUUCUUACCUAAAUAUCCCAUAUUGAGACCCGACUGAGGACCGCCGCCUCCUCCUCUCCUCUUCAGUGCCUUGUGGGAAGGAACUUGCAACACUGUCACUUUUGCUUUGGAGCGCAUUUUGCACAUUUUCUCCAGUCAACUCUUCUACGACCCCCCCACCCCACGCCCAUGCCCCCCCGCCCUCCUUGCACUUGCCCUUUUCUUCCCCAGCAGAGGAAGAAGCAGCAUCCACCUGGACGUCCUUCUAAUGUUACCUUCUAAUGUUACUUCCGCUUUUGCUCCAGUUUGGACGGAGAAAGGAUGCCCGACGUUUGACCACAGCAGGAAAGCCGGGGGGGGGGGCGCCCCCGGACCCCCCCCGGCCUAAACGUCCAGUGCAGGUCAUCAUCCCCCUCCAUCUUCUUCUUUCCUUCCUGUAGACUUGACGUGCUGUUUAUCAUCCAUGUGCAUUGUUUACAUAGCGUAGCUGUUUGUGUCGGCCAAUGAGACGAGCCGUACCGUAGUUGGACCCGUUUACCUUGGAAGCCAUAAAUACUGUACAGUAUAUCCAUAUGGGCCACGUACAGUGGCGUCGCAAACAUGCCACCCGUGGGUCUCGCGGCUCCGGUGUUCUGCCAAUUACUUUCAGCCACGCCCACUAAAGUAUUUUUGUGCAAGAUUGGAAACGAGCACCGGCGCUCAUUUCAACGUUUGUAUUUAUUUCACCCGUUUUUACUCUUUUUGUUGGGAGUCCAAUGUUGCUGCAUCCGUUUGUACUUAGAGUGCCUCUCCCAUACUUCAACCACGCAUCCCACCUGCCCCCCCCCCCGGGACCCCUGCCCCCACCUCCUGACUACUGUCUUGUCAAUGUUUGUUCAAAAAAAAAAAAACAAUCCUCGCAAGAAAAUAAACUCAUUUGGACUUUUCUCAACGAGUGUU